CCUUUAUGUAUGUAUUAAGUAGCAGACAUAUUUGCAUAAGAAAUGAGCAAGACAAACGAAAACAACGGUGACGCUUAAAGACACGCGUGUUCUUCUAUCUCGCGCGGAACCGCGCUGCUCGUGUCGCCGCAGAGAGCGCGCGCGCCUGCUUGCUCGCCGUGACUGCGGACCUUCUCACCCAAACCAGCCGUAGCCGGUAUGGCAGUGAAUGAGCGCACCUCCGGCGACUCGAGGAACUGGCGAACAAAACGACUGCACGUUAUAGGGAGAGGGAACUGAAAGAAAAAAAAACAACAACAAUCCUCCAAGCGCAGAAGAAUAACAAAGGAAGGAAAGAAAGCCAAAGCAAGAAAAAAAAAACUAAAAAGCAGUCACUUAUGCACAUGGAAACCAGAGCGCGCAUUCAUUGGGAUUUAGAGGCACAAUUCGAAUUUGGAAGCUCGCAGCAUCAGAAGUGAAGAUUCAAGUCUAGAAUAAAAAAGAAAUGCUGAAACUGAAAUAAAAAAGAAGGCUAGAAUUGGAAGAGGACUUUCAGAUUCUGCUUAUUCAUCAGGAAAGAUUUGACUCAUGACAGGUAUAGGAAAUGGCUAUUAAUUCAGAGGUAAAAUGCAAGCAGGAAGAUGACUGGAAAACUCACCCAGAUAUUGAUGGAGGAUGGGCUUGGAUGAUUGUCUUUGCCUCUUUUAUAAUUCAUGUGUUAAUCAUGGGUUCCCAAAUGGCUCUUGGGAUUUUAUAUGUCGAGUGGUUGGAUGAGUUCAAGGAAAGUCGAGGACUAACUGCAUGGAUUGGCUCAUUGGCAAUUGGCAUCACUUUGAUUGUAGGACCUAUUAUUGGCCUUUUUGUGAACACGUGUGGCUGUCGUAAGACAACAAUUAUUGGAGGCCUUGUGACUGCCUUAGGCUGGACUGUUAGUGCAUACGCUACUAAUGUUUACUAUCUUUUCAUAUCAUUUGGUGUCACAGCUGGUAUAGGGAGUGGAAUGGCAUAUCUGCCUGCUGUUGUGAUGGUUGGACAGUAUUUUCAGAAAAGACGGGCACUGGCACAGGGACUAAGUACCACAGGAACAGGAUUUGGAACUUUUAUUACAUCUGUUCUUUUAAAAUAUCUCUGUAUAGAGUACGGAUGGAGAAGUGCCAUGUUGAUACAUGGUGCAAUCAACCUUAACUUGUGUGUAUGUGGAGCACUUAUGAGACCUUCCCCUGCUCUUCCAUGUCGCAGGCAACUUGGGAAUUGUGAAAAGAAUGAGUGUAAUGAAAAAUUCGAGGAAGAUGACAUUGGCCAGAGUGAGUUCACAGGUUGCUUUGAUACAGAUGCCAUAGAAGAGGCAGGCAAUGAUGAAGAUGAACAGAAUCCACCUCCGGACAAAAUUAGUGAACAGAUGAAGCAAUUAGACUCUAAUGACAAGGACAAAAUGGAAGUUGUGCUCAGAGAAAAAUACCCUGUUAGCAUACUGAAGACAAUAAGUCACGUGACUAGCAACAUGAAACUAGGAUUUUGGAAAUGGUAUUCUAGCUACUUUGGAAACAAAUCCCUCUUCUCUAACAGACUGUUUAUAUCAUUUGUUUUCUGGGCACUAUUUGCAUAUUGUAGCUUUGUCAUUCCUUUCAUUCACUUGCCAGAGAUUGUAAAACUAUAUGGCUUUGAUGAAGAAAAUGAUAAAGUUCCCUUAACUUCAGUUAUUGCAAUAGUUCAUAUAUUUGGAAAGAUUUUUUUGGGCAUGAUAAGUGAUCUACCCACUGUAAGUGCCUGGAAUGUUUUUGUCAUUGCUAAUAUGACUAUGUGUGUUUGCAUUUUUAUUUUACCUUUGAUGCACACUUUUGCAGGACUUGCUAUCGUGUGUGCUUUAAUGGGAUUUUCAAGUGGCUAUUUUUCAGUGAUGCCUGUUGUGACAGAAGAUUUAGUAGGAUUAAAUAAUCUUGCUAAUGCUUAUGGCAUUAUUAUUUGUGCAAAUGGGAUAUCGGCUUUAUUGGGACCACCAGUUGCAGGAUGGAUCUUUGAUGUUUCGAAUAAGUAUGACUAUUCUUUCUACCUCUGUGGUUUGCUUUACCUGGUUGGAAUUGGAUGCUUACUUAUUAAACCUUGUCUCCAAAAGCAGAGUUCAGAAAUGACAAACGAGCAGAAUGUUAAAACCUAAGCAACUUGUUUAUUCCCCUGCUACUUUGUACUGAACAUAAAUAACACAAAUAACUUUAAGCAUGAAACACUUUAUCUUUUCAAGGGACUCAGUAUGGCAUGACAUAGCACAAUGACAAUAUCUUGUUUGCUAUGAAUCGAUUGGUUUUUGAAAUUUUAACCAGUGUGUUCUUUUAUGAUAUUUGUUUUAUAUUUUUGACAGUGGACAAUUAAUCUCUUCAAAAAAAGUAGCAUAGUUUUUUUCAUAGAAAAUGUAUUCAGUUUUAAGGGAUAAGUAAAUAAAUGUUUUUCUCUAUUUCAGCAAGUGCAUUUACACCAAAUUUUAAAUAAUGCAGACUCUUUUUUAUUCAUAUAUUCUUACCCUUGACAAUAUAAGCAGUUUAAAGGAAUACUUUUAAUUAACAGAGCAAUAAGACUAGGUAUAUAUGUAACCACAGAACCCGGGAAAAAUGUAAUGGCGCUAGUUUCUAAAAAGGGUUACAAUGCAUGGUGUGUACCUGACAUGAGGGGAUUGUAGAUCUUAUGCACAUACUGUACAUUUGCAUUACAUUAGUUAUAUUUAUUUAGUUCACUUUUUUUGUUUUACUUUCUAUUUUUGUUUAAUAUUCUAGAAUGGUACAAGACAGAAGGUGGCAUAUAUUUGUAUUCUGCUUUUUGGACAUUGACUUAGUGAGAGUGAAAUGUCCUACAUUUAAAUAAUAAUAAAAAAAACAGUAUAAAGGAUACCUACAGCUUUAACAAUAUUUUAUGGAUGUGAUUCAUUCAAAGCCUCCAAUAUUAAUGUGCCACCAAAAAUGCAUGCACAUAUAAAUGUCAAUGCAAAAUGUGAUACAGAUGCGAAAAUAAGAGAAAAGAAUGCCAAUUUUAGGAAGUUACUCUUACCAAAUAUAUUUACAAUUGCAUAAACAAAGUAUGAAGUACUCCAGACUUACAUAUUCUUGUAUCUGCGUUCAUUUCUGAAGCAGAAGUUACCACUGUCUUUGAGAGGUCUCUAUCAAUGGGGGAAAAUGUCAAGGAAUCUAAACUGCUUUUACAUCUUCAUGUACAGUAUUUAGAAUGUUUAGCCUAUUUGUCUGUGAAUUAAGAUGCCUUUAAUUGCUUGGUUUUAUUGAGAAAAAUAAUGUUUCAGGGAAAGUUACGUUGCAAAUGCCAUAUAAAAUUAUGAUCUUCAUUGUGCAUUAGGCGAUGCUUAGUGAAGAUGGUGCUGCUUCCCUUUCCUAGCUGGAGCCCAGUCAUCUGGACAACUGUGAAGUGAUAUUUUGUAUUAAUAUAGUUAGUUUAUUUUGUAUGUACUCAGUUGAAUGAUUUCUGUUGCUGUCUGUCAUAAAUAAAAUUAUACUGUUUGAUUUA
This is a messenger RNA of Erpetoichthys calabaricus (reedfish), 3483 nucleotides long. RefSeq names its product monocarboxylate transporter 14-like. The coding region runs from base 584 to 2134 and encodes 516 amino acids. The transcript has 6 exons. Lineage: Eukaryota; Metazoa; Chordata; Cladistia; Polypteriformes; Polypteridae. The record is from RefSeq and is a predicted model, not a curated record. Gene Ontology annotation, biological process: transmembrane transport; monocarboxylic acid transport. Gene Ontology annotation, molecular function: monocarboxylic acid transmembrane transporter activity.